CGUGCCGCCGGGAUGACCGGGGCUAGCGUCCGCUCGCAGCGGCGCCCGGCGGCCGCGGCGUGUCUGCUCCGCGAUCUUCCGACGGCCUACCACGGCCUGACUGGAUCAUGGUUUCUGACACGGUUUGCGUAGGUCUUGGCCGCCGUGCCGCCGUCGACCUCGCUGGUGACGGUUGUUUGCAAGGUACAUUGCCCAUGCCUGGCACUGGCCGCGCUGGCCGUUACAUCGAAUCGAUCGACGCAGGCUCCUCGUCGCUUUCCCGCAUACUCGGAAAUCGUGGUGGCUCGGGCGCGUCGUUAUCGCGAAAAGAUGCGGAUGGUCGAAUGCGCCCGAUGCGGAGGUGGCGCUGCGUGUGACGCCCAGGAACAGCUCAGCCGAUCACGGUUCAUUAUCCGGAGGAUAAACUUUGCGCCACCGCCACCCCUGGCUGACAUGGGCGGGCCAUUAUGCCAUUUUGUUCGCCGAAUAAUCAGUCCGAUUUGCUCCACCAGCUGAAGCAGCUCCACUGCGUAUUGCGGUAAGGUAUACACACAUGCUGCAUCAUGCAGCGGCCCUAUGCUAUGCGCGCAGAGUCACACCC
Molecule: messenger RNA, 580 nt
Organism: Cutaneotrichosporon oleaginosum
Lineage: Eukaryota; Fungi; Basidiomycota; Tremellomycetes; Trichosporonales; Trichosporonaceae
Source: RefSeq, a predicted model, not a curated record